Molecule: messenger RNA, 465 nt
Organism: Penicillium griseofulvum
Lineage: Eukaryota; Fungi; Ascomycota; Eurotiomycetes; Eurotiales; Aspergillaceae
Product: actin-binding ADF family protein
Exons: 3
Coding region: 1-465 (154 amino acids)
Biological process (GO): actin filament depolymerization
Cellular component (GO): cytoplasm; actin cytoskeleton
Molecular function (GO): actin filament binding
Source: RefSeq, a predicted model, not a curated record
AUGACAAAAGGAUUCGCAACCAUCGCUCCCGAAUGCGAGGAAGUAUUCGACGAGGUCAAAGGAACUGACAACCUUAACUACGUCAUUUACGCAGCCUCCGCACACGACAAGAAGAUCACUGUCGCUGAGUCCGGCAAAUACAAGGACUACGAUGAGUUCCUCUCCCACUUCAAGGAAGACACUCCCCGAUACGCUGUCGUGAAACUCACCUACGACUCUCCCGUCGGCGAUGGCCAGCGAAGCAAGCUAGCCUUUAUCACAUGGGUGCCCGAGACUGCAGGAAUUCAUGAUAAAUCUUACUACACCUCGAACAAAGAUCACAUCUUCUAUGCCCUCCAGGAUAUCAGUCUCCAUGUUCUGGCACAUUCCAAGACCGAGCUGGCCCAUGCCGCAAUAUGGUUGUACUCGAAACUGACCUUCCGGUUUUUUUUCCACUUAGUCCUGGGGAAGUUCAAGGCUCUCUAG